AUGGAAGUAUUAGAAAAAGAUGAAAAGAGUAGAAACAAGUUAGUUGGAAUAAUUGGGGAAAUAAAGGAGUUGGCAAAGGGAACAGUUAAAAUUGGUUCUACGGCAACAAACUUAGCAAAAGCAGGAAAAAGUGUAAAAUUAUUCAGAGAGACCAACAAUUUGCAAAAAAUAACACAAGCAGCACUACCUGAACUUAAUGUUGUAGCCAAUGUAAGAACAGCUUCGACACAAGAAUCACUAAAAGAGUUAGAUGAAAUAAUUGAAAGUUUAAAAAAAGACCUAGAAAAUCUCGAAACUAGACAAUUAGAAGCACAAAUUGAAGUUUCUUCUGAAUGGAAUUGUCGAGUAAUGUAA
Molecule: messenger RNA, 354 nt
Organism: Racocetra persica
Lineage: Eukaryota; Fungi; Glomeromycota; Glomeromycetes; Diversisporales; Gigasporaceae
Source: the annotation of a GenBank genome assembly